GUAUUCUCCUCGGACGCAGCGGUGGAAGCGUUGCUGAGAGCCCAUUGGCUAUCGAGCGGCCAAUGGCGUGGGUCUUGAUUGCUUAAACACUUCCAUGGAGGAAUAUUCCGGUUCGCUGCGCACGGCUGUAGUUUUCCUGAAGUGUUUCCCUAAUGUCAGAAUGACAGCUAUCAAAAUGGCGGAGGGCAGUAGAGAAAAGUGAUGAGGACGGGGCAACAAAUGAGACAACUAUCCUCAAUUUAUUAUAUUAUUCUCAUUGUUCAUCGGAUAUUCUCGAAAUCAUUUAAGGUUUGGUGAGACUUGUGCAGAGCCUAGUUUGUUCUUCUGUUGAAGAUUUAGCUAGCUGACGUUAGCUAGUUUGCUAUCUGCGGAAGAGGCACAACUUCCAAGACAUUGCAGCUAAAAAAAAUUAAAAAGCAAUGUUUUUGAGCUGAUUUCGUGAUAGUUGGGGACUUUGUGUAAAUCAGGCAUUAUAAUUCCAAUAACGCAAGGUAUCAUUCGCUGGACAUAAACAGCUUUGCACUCUCCUCCGAUUUGGGCUAGCUACAGUAACUAAUUUAGCUAGCAAACAAAGUGGCGUCAACUGACUACGAAUUCAGCUGAUUGUUUAUUUUAUGACGACAUGGCUCGUUCCCCGGUUCAGAGUGGCAUUCCAGGGAUGCAGAACUUUAAAGCCGAUCCGGAGGAGCUGUUCACCAAGCUGGAGAGGAUAGGGAAAGGCUCUUUUGGAGAGGUGUUCAAAGGCGUUGACAAUCGGACUCAGAAAGUAGUGGCCAUUAAGAUAAUUGAUCUCGAGGAGGCUGAGGAUGAAAUCGAAGACAUCCAACAGGAAAUUACAGUCCUCAGCCAGUGUGACAGUCCCUUCGUUACCAGGUAUUAUGGAUCAUAUUUGAAGGAUGCCAAGUUAUGGAUUAUUAUGGAAUAUUUAGGAGGAGGAUCAGCUCUGGAUUUAUUGGAGCCCGGUGCCUUGGACGAAACCCAGAUUGCCACUAUUCUCAGAGAGAUCCUGAGGGGACUUGAGUACCUGCACUCUGAAAAGAAAAUUCACCGAGAUAUUAAAGCCGCUAACGUGUUGUUAUCGGAGCAAGGAGACGUGAAGCUGGCAGACUUUGGAGUGGCGGGGCAGUUAACGGACACCCAGAUAAAGAGGAACACGUUCGUGGGCACUCCGUUCUGGAUGGCACCUGAAGUCAUAAAACAGUCUGCGUACGACUCAAAGGCGGAUAUAUGGUCGCUAGGUAUAACAGCCAUAGAGCUAGCCAAAGGAGAGCCGCCCUACUCGGAGCUUCACCCUAUGAAGGUCUUAUUCGUCAUCCCAAAGAACAACCCGCCCACCCUGGAAGGAAACUACUGCAAACCCCUCAAAGAAUUCAUAGAAGCCUGUUUGAACAAAGAGCCCAGCUUUAGGCCAACUGCCAAAGAGCUGCUGAAACACAAGCUGAUCAUCCGGCACGCCAAGAAGACGUCCUACCUUUCAGAGCUGGUGGAGAAGUACAAGAAGUGGAAAGCAGAGCAGUCUCGGGAGGACUCCAGCGACGACGAGUCGGACUUUGAGCAGGAUGGCCAGGCGUCUGGAGUGAACGACUCUGGGAACGAUGACUGGAUCUUCAACACCAUCAGGGAGAAGGACCCCAAGAAGUUCCUGAAUGGUGCCGCCCAGUUUGAUGAGCAGGAGAGGAACAAGGUGCAAGACGAUCCAAAAAGGCCACUGUCACAGAGCUGGUGCACUAUCAUUUCACCUUUGUUUGCUGAGUUAAAAGAGAACCAGGUUGAGGCAACCAAUGGCAAGCCAGAGGCUGUGGACGAGCUGAGGGAGGCCGUUUUCAUGUCAGAGGAGUCCUAUCCUGGUAUCUCUGACGCCCUGGUGUCUGAACUAGUGCACAGACUACAGAGGUUUUCUCUACCCAGGGCCUCAUCCUCCCAGUGACAGCAGUCCGUCAGUCCAUGGCCUCUGACAUCAACAGGCAAGAUGAAGUCUCCCAGGAAGUUCUCCAUCACUCAUUCAUUCACCUAAAGCAAAGCCCUCAGCCCACUGUUUUUUUUCUCUACUUAAGGUAUAUUGUCACUUUGCGGCCAGUCACUGGCCUGUUGGUCAGCUGCAACUUUGACUGACAACUGCUGUAAGACUUUUUGGGCUCAAUACCUCCGAUAUGAACGCAGGACCGUUGAUUCAAACAUUUUGGUGUGGCUUAUUCCUAAAAGGUCCUGAAGCCUUUCAGGAGGAUCUAACUUCUGUGUGUGUGUGUGUGCAUGCAUGUGAGCGUCUCCUUUGAGAUCCUGUGAAAUGUGCAGUGGAGAUUGAAGCAUUCUUCUCAAAACUCAGGUAUCCUGCUUUUAAGUGGAUGGGGGUCCUCUGGGAGAAUUAAGAGAUCUGUUGGGUGGCUGUACAAACUUGUAAAUAGGCACAUUUUUACAAAUAUUGACAAAUAAUGCAGUGUACACAAAGGAAUCUCUGUGUACAAGUGGCCAAAUGCUUCUGUACAUAUAUUCUGUUAGAAAGGGUCAAUGUUUAAAGAGACAUGUAAAUGGUCAUAACUCAGAUUGCUUUGCCUUUAUUACUUGUUCUUUUGUAUUUCAGUCUUGGAUUCCCUCUUGUUUUAAAUACAUUAUCUUGGAUUCCCACUUGUUUUAAUACAUUAUCUUGGAUUCCCUCUUGUUUAAAUACAUU
Molecule: messenger RNA, 2668 nt
Organism: Oncorhynchus masou masou (cherry salmon)
Lineage: Eukaryota; Metazoa; Chordata; Actinopteri; Salmoniformes; Salmonidae
Product: serine/threonine-protein kinase 24-like
Exons: 11
Coding region: 623-1927 (434 amino acids)
Biological process (GO): negative regulation of cell migration; protein phosphorylation
Cellular component (GO): cytoplasm
Molecular function (GO): ATP binding; protein serine/threonine kinase activity
Source: RefSeq, a predicted model, not a curated record